AUGAAGCAAGUCGACCGUCCUCCAAAUAACCCCAAGCGUAUAACAAUCCAGUCAAGCCAGGAGUGCUUCAGUGUAGACAUUCCCUCUGCAGAACAUCCUAACCCAUGUCCAGAAGUUGAAAAUCCUUCAAUUGCUGACAGUCAAAAUGUGACCAAUGAAACAGUUCAGAUUGAUUCUGAUGAAGAUGACUUCAUGCCAGCUAUGAAGAAGCGCAAUGUUUCUGAAAGCCACACAAGAGUGUUAAGAAAAGUCGUGACAAAGAGGGUUAAACAUGAGGAGCUACCCCGACAGAGGCUUAAUGUGAGGUGCAACCCUCAAGAUGUCAUUGCAAGCAUUAACAUUUUGAAUGAAAGACAACGUGAGGCUAUAAGACGCAAAGGCUUCUCUUCCAUUCUUGAUAUGACAGUAGAUGCGCUGUGCAGUAGAUCACACCUCCAAUGGUUGAUGGACAAGCUAGACCCCAAGGAUAUGACAAUACGUCCUGGUCCAGGAAAGGAACUCAAGAUCACAAAGGAUAUUGUUCAUCUUAUUCUUGGCGUGCCAAAUCAUGGAGGUGGUAAACCUUUGGGUAUUGAUGAAGCAGUUGCAGCAAGCAACUUGAGGGCAGAGCUUGGUGUGGCCAAAGAUGAGUUCAAUGUGGCAUUUCUACAGGAUCGAUUAAGGAAAGGCGAGGAUGAUGACCUUUCAAUCAGAUGUUUCUUCCUCAUUCUAUUCAACAGAUUGCUGUUUCCAACUGCUAGCUGGGGCAUCACAUAUCAUGAGGUGCUUCUCACAGAAGAAAUGCACCGUUUCCAUGAGAUCGACUGGUGCCAGUUGAUUUUUAAUGAUCUAUGUGAAGCUGCCAAGAAGUGGCACAACCGGAUCACCACAAAUGUCUCCACGACUAUCUAUGGAUGCUCCAUUGUUGUCCUUAGAGGUGCAAUGGCAACAGAGGAGAUGGAACAAAAUGACAGUGGGCCAGUUUUUGACCAGACCCCAACUCCUCAUGUUGAUACACUCAAAGGUACUACAAUCUCUGGAUCUGAUCCACCACUUACAGAGCAAGAGUGUAUCCGUUCUCUGUGGGAUUUAAUUUGUUCCAAGGACAUUGACCAAAGCAGGGUAGUUAUUGAUUACGGUGAUUACAGUGCAAACUGUAUGGAUAUUUAUGAUUCUUUCGCGGAGGGUAAAUGUCUUGAGGAUGUCUUCAUGCAGUGUUUCAUAGAGUGUGUUCGUGAUGAUUCUAAAAAUCAUCGUCGAACUCUGACAUCUAACAGAUUAAUACUUGAUGUCAACGUUGGGGCUCUGUUAAAUUUUGAAGAACAGGAACGUCACAGCAAGAAUCCUCAGCCGUUUGAUCAAAAUGUCCUACAGAAUUGCUUGCACAACACAUUGCCUGCUUUGGUGAAUCUGGAUAAAUGCAAGUCGAUAAUGGUACCUAUGCUUAGCAGGGGUCAUUGGACACUCUAUGUGAUCAAUCUACACCACCGGGUUAUCCACAUUUUAGAUUCGAAUCCCUAUGGUAUACAACUUGGUGGCACCGAAUGGAAGGACUAUCAUUAUGAUCCAAUUUAUUUAGGUGGCAGGAAAUUCCCAUGGGCUAGGGUGGUAAUGAGUAGGCUGAGCAAAGCGUUACAACACGUUUGCCCCAACGCAGAAUUUCCUAAGUUUGGUAAUUUUCCAUUGGAUAUGCCAUCUAACUGCCCAACAAUGAGGACAAGGUCAAAUGACUGUGGAUUUUUUGUGAUGAGUUACAUGAAAUCUUAUGAUCACAAUGCAGGUGUCAUAUCUUCUUUCAAUCAACCAGACAAUUCCCGAGAUCUACGUGCUCAUGCCCUUCAUCAACUCACAUUCCAUCGCAUCAACAAGGCGUUGCCACUUCCAUUAGAUAUCCAGAGAUUUAUGUUUGCGCGCAAUUAG
Zea mays is the source of this 1899-nucleotide messenger RNA. RefSeq lists its product as uncharacterized. The record is from RefSeq and is a predicted model, not a curated record. The transcript has 8 exons. Gene Ontology annotation, molecular function: cysteine-type peptidase activity. Gene Ontology annotation, biological process: proteolysis. NCBI's taxonomy places the organism in Eukaryota, Viridiplantae, Streptophyta, Magnoliopsida, Poales, Poaceae. Bases 1 to 1899 code for a protein of 632 amino acids.